AUGGUUCGCAACAAUCCAGGAUUGAUGAGUGGCUCGUUCUCCAUCUUGGUUCAUAAUCCAAAAGUCCUCGAGUUCGAUAACAAGCGGAAUUAUUUCAGUCAACAGCUUCACAAGGCUCGCUCAAGGGAACAGUAUGGCACGGUUCAACUGAAUGUCCGACGACCACACGUCUUCGAGGACUCAUUCCAUAGUCUUGCUCGAAGAACAGGAGAUGAACUUAAGUAUGGAAAACUCAGUGUGCGGUUCUAUGACGAAGAAGGAGUGGAUGCCGGAGGUGUCACCCGAGAAUGGUUGACAAUCUUAGUCAAGCAGAUGUUGGAUCCAAAUUAUGCACUCUUCACUGGCAGUGCAGCGGAUUCGAAGACCUACCAGCCCAAUCGAGCGAGUGCUAUAAACCCCGACCAUCUUGGAUUCUUCACGUUUUGUGGUCGAGUGAUCGGAAAAGCUCUCUAUGAUGGGCGAGUUGUAGAUGCCUAUUUCACCUUGGCAUUCUAUAAACAUCUCUUGGGGACAUCAGUUGGACUGAGUGAUUUAGAGUCUGUUGAUCCGGAUCAUCAUCGGUCUUUGAAAUGGAUGCUUGAUAAUGAUAUCGAUGGCAUCUUCGAACUAACGUUCAGUGUUGAAGCUGAUGACUUUGGAUCCACUCGAAUUGUCGACCUGAAGCCCGACGGCCGUAACUUACCGGUCACGAACGAAAAUAAGGCUGAGUAUGUGCAAUUACUGGUUCAAAACCGAUUGACACUCUCUAUCAAGGAUCAAAUAGAGGCUUUCAAGAAAGGUUUCGACGAGAUCAUUCCCCGCGACUUAGUACGAAUCUUUUCGGCAACUGAGUUGCAACUCUUGUUGAACGGGCUUCCUGACAUAAAUGUCGAAGAUUGGAGAGCAAACACGGAACUACAUCAAUUCCAACAGUCAGACUCUACAGUGACGUGGUUUUGGAGGGCAGUGCGAUCGUUUGAUCAAGAAGAACGAGCUAAACUGUUACAAUUCUCAACCGGUAGCUCCAGGGUACCAUUAGAGGGCUUUGGAGCACUUCAAGGAGCGCAGGGUGCAACUAAGUUUUCACUCGUCAACGCGCAUACCAAAAACAUCUUACCUAGUGCCCACACGUGUUUCAAUCAAAUAGAUCUACCUUCGUAUGACUCCUAUGAUGAUCUGAGGCGGAUGCUAUUGAUUGCCAUCAAUGAAGGAUCGGAAGGAUUUGGCUUUGCAUGAGAGCGAUAUUGCUGAUAUGGUGGUGAGGGAGGAAGCAGCCUAGUCGUGGUCGUGAUGAGGCGGAUUGUAGCUUAUAUCUUUUAUUCAGGGACUGCCCUAUAUCUAUAAAGAUCGAUACAUACUUAUCAAUCAAUCUUUUCCUAAUAUCUUUCUAUAUGUCUCACUUUUCUGGGUUGUCUGAAUCAGAAUGCCAAGUAGAUGUGUGUGUUCUUGCUGUUAUGUCUUUCAUUUUUUUUGAUGAUAUAUACAUCUAUACUUUAAUCAGUCUGUGCUUGAUGGUUUCUCUGAAGUACAACAAAAGUUGACUGGCAGAGCGUCACACGGGUUUGAGAUUUUUCAAUUUGCUUGCAUCUAUAAAUAGUAACAUACAAAUAGUAACAUACAUACUGAGAGGAGUAAAGUAGGAUUUGUUUGAUUAUUUG
This is a messenger RNA of Melampsora larici-populina 98AG31, 1637 nucleotides long. RefSeq lists its product as uncharacterized. Gene Ontology annotation, biological process: positive regulation of protein catabolic process; protein polyubiquitination; proteasome-mediated ubiquitin-dependent protein catabolic process. Gene Ontology annotation, molecular function: ubiquitin-protein transferase activity. The coding region runs from base 1 to 1215 and encodes 404 amino acids. NCBI's taxonomy places the organism in Eukaryota, Fungi, Basidiomycota, Pucciniomycetes, Pucciniales, Melampsoraceae. The transcript is spliced from 6 exons. The record is from RefSeq and is a predicted model, not a curated record.